Molecule: messenger RNA, 2723 nt
Organism: Drosophila hydei
Lineage: Eukaryota; Metazoa; Arthropoda; Insecta; Diptera; Drosophilidae
Gene: DIP-zeta
Product: lachesin
Exons: 10
Coding region: 1152-2723 (523 amino acids)
Cellular component (GO): neuron projection
Source: RefSeq, a predicted model, not a curated record
AGUGUUAACAGAGCAGCGCAGCGACAUGUCAACUUGUUGCGAGCUGGUUUGGGCUGGGUGUUCGACACAAAUCGAGCUCAAACACAACUCAAACCUCUGUCACUGGUGCUCAACAGUCCGGAAGUCAUUUACGUGCCAUGUUAAUGGCAAGGGCAUGUUUUUUGUUCGUGCGCUGUUGUGGGCGCCAUGUUACGGCUGGGAGCUCUGUUAACAUUUUUGUCGCGUGUUUUGCGGUCUGUUGUUGCGGUUGUGGUUGCACGCAGACAACGAGCCGACAGCCCGACAGGCAUGCCGGCUAUCACAACAAUAACAACAAUAACGAACAGCUUCCUGCACGAUGGCUGUGUGCCAGCCGAAGCCGCUUCGUGCUCGACGUUCGGCUUUUGGGCUGUUAUCAUUCGUUUGCCAUGGCGGUGGGUUCUUUUUUGUUGUUUUUUUUUAUUUAUUUCAUUCGUCGGUUAUUCUUUUUGCCGUUGGCUUUGCUUAUGCCUUUUUCUUCUAAUAGCUGUUGUUGUUGUCGUUGCUGCUGCUGCUGGUAUUGAAGCUAGCCGGCUCUAUGCUGCUGCGUGCUGUGUGCGUAGGGCGUACGCUGUACGGCGUCCGUUGACGAAUCAGUUUCGCUACGGAUUCUGCACGAAGCGGACGCGUCGAGUAGUGAGUCGCAUAGUGUCUAGUCGAAAGAUCUGCAAAAUGUCGUCUUUCGAAAAUUAACGGUGACUUUUUUGAGUGCAUUUUCGAAAUUUUGCGUGGAAUGUAUUGUGCAAGUGUUGUUUUCGUUUGAAUUGAAGAAUCUUUUGAGAACUGAGAAUGAUUAAUUGAUAACUAUAUUAAAAGUGCCCACAAAAUAUCUCAAUUCAAAUGAGUUCCAUAAACAAUUAUGUUCAAGUUGAAAUAAACUGAAAAGAAACAAACACACGCAAAAAAAGUGGAGGAAAAACGAAUUUGAAAAGCAAAGAAACAAAAGUAAAAAACCAAACUCAACAAACCAAAUUUUCGAGUCGAGCAGCUGGCCAAUUUGAGUGGAGCUGAAGCUGGGCUGGGAUAGGAGAGCAGGUCGCGGGUGGCUGGCGUGAAGAGAUGCACUUAAGCCAGGCCACGAGGCCAACGUCGGUGCUCCUGGCUGUGGGUAGAGGCAAGAAUACGGCAAGUUGAUGUUGCUGCCGUCUUGGCAUCUAAUUGGAGCCCUCCUUGUGCUAACGGCAACAGCGGGGGACUCCAGCAACAAGAUCAUACUGCCGCAGAUACUCAACGGCAGCAUCGGCAGCGGUAGCAGCAACGGAGGCGCCUUCGGCGGCAGCAGCAGCAGCAGCAGCAAGCAUCUCACUGUUAGCAAAUCGUCGGCAGCCGCAACAAACAACGGAGGCGCCACAGCCAAUGGCAACACCAUUCUUGGCAGCAACGGUGUAAUUGUGGCCGGCGGUGUGCCCAAUGUGCCAGCAUCGAAUUUAAAUAUUGUUGUUGAAGAACCCGAAUUUACCGAAUACAUCGAAAAUGUAACUGUACCUGCUGGACGUAAUGUCAAAUUGGGUUGCUCGGUUAAAAAUCUUGGCUCAUAUAAGGUCGCUUGGAUGCACUUUGAGCAAUCGGCGAUAUUGACCGUGCACAAUCACGUGAUCACGCGCAACCCGCGCAUCAGUGUCACGCACGACAAGCACGACAGGCAUCGCACCUGGUAUCUGCACAUCAACAAUGUGCACGAGGAGGACAAGGGACGCUACAUGUGCCAGAUCAAUACGGUGACGGCCAAAACUCAAUUCGGCUAUCUGAAUGUUGUGGUGCCACCGAACAUUGACGAUUCGCUGAGCUCGAGCGAUGUCAUCGUGCGGGAGGGCGCUAAUAUAUCGCUGAGAUGUCGGGCCAGCGGCAGUCCCAGACCCAUUAUCAAAUGGAAGCGUGAUGAUAACUCGCGCAUAGCCAUCAAUAAGAAUCACAUAGUGAAUGAGUGGGAGGGCGAUACGCUGGAGAUAACCCGCAUCUCGCGCCUGGACAUGGGCGCCUAUCUCUGCAUCGCAUCCAACGGGGUGCCCCCAACGGUUUCCAAGCGCAUCAAAGUCAGCGUAGACUUUCCGCCCAUGUUGCUUAUACCACAUCAAUUGGUUGGCGCACCCGAAGGUUUCAAUGUAACCAUCGAAUGUUUCACGGAGGCGCAUCCCACAUCCCUGAAUUACUGGACACGCGGCGAGGGACCAAUCAUACAUGACUCGUUUAAGUACAAAGUCGAGUCGAGCGUCGGCGUGCCCGCUUACAAGACCCACAUGAAGCUGACAAUUAUCAAUGUGGGCAGCGGGGACGAUGGCAUCUAUAAGUGCGUGGCCAAGAAUCCCAGGGGCGAGACGGAUGGCAUUAUACGAUUAUAUGUUUCGUAUCCACCAACGACCGCUUCGUCGGGUCUCUACACAAGUGAAUCGCAUUGGGGCGAGGGAGCCAACAACAAUUUCGGCUAUGGCAAUUCAGAUGCGACGCGUUCCAAUUACGGACAGGACAAAAAUACGCGCUAUCAAUCGAAUUUGAAUGAAAUCGGUUUAUCAGAACAAAAAUCCUUCCUAGAUAAAACGCAGAGUACGGCAAACGGAAAUGGUAAUGCACCCGGCGUCGGCAGCGACAGCGGCGCCGACAGCGACGCCAACUGCGCCGUGGCCAUAGCGUGGCUAGCACUGCUCCCAACAUUGUUAACAAUGGUGCGCGGAGAGGUUUGUGCAAGACUUAGCUUAAGUGUGUGUUAG